Messenger RNA from Panthera uncia (snow leopard), 4215 nucleotides. RefSeq names its product caspase recruitment domain family member 11 (gene CARD11). Gene Ontology annotation, molecular function: protein binding. Lineage: Eukaryota; Metazoa; Chordata; Mammalia; Carnivora; Felidae. Gene Ontology annotation, biological process: regulation of apoptotic process; positive regulation of canonical NF-kappaB signal transduction. The record is from RefSeq and is a predicted model, not a curated record.
CUGCCAGCCUAUGACACACUUUCUCUCCUUUUUUCUUUCUUUCACCUCCUCUGGCCUCUGGACUCAGGCCUGGGCGGCACACAGCCCCCUCCCGGCCCUGCAACCCCUGGGCGGGCGGUGCCCCUCGGACGGGACGGCCGGGCAGGGCCCGGGCCCAGGGGGAAGCCGGCGGCCUGCGCGGAGGAGGCGGCCGGCGCGGCUGGCAGAGCAUGAGCCCCCCAGAUUCCGGCCAUCACAGCUCUAGACCCAGAGGAAGACUGGCUCGGGGAAGGACGGGCGCCAGCCCGGAGGAGUGGAAGUUGGACCUCCGUAACGGGACGGCGGCCCCCGUCCACUGAGCACCGACCACAUGCCAGGAGGAGGGCCAGAGACGGACGACUAUAUGGAGACACUGAAGGAUGAGGAGGACGCCUUGUGGGAGAACGUGGAGUGCAACCGGCACAUGUUGAGUCGCUACAUCAACCCAGCCAAGCUCACCCCCUACCUGCGCCAGUGCAAGGUCAUCGAUGAGCAGGAUGAGGACGAAGUGCUCAGUGCGCCCAUGCUGCCGUCCAAGAUCAACCGGGCAGGCCGACUGUUGGAUAUUCUACAUACAAAGGGCCAGAGGGGCUAUGUGGUCUUCUUGGAGAGCCUGGAAUUUUACUACCCAGAACUGUACAAACUGGUGACUGGAAAGGAGCCCACCCGGAGAUUCUCUACCAUUGUGGUGGAGGAGGGCCACGAGGGCCUCACGCACUUCCUGAUGAACGAGGUCAUCAAGCUGCAGCAGCAGAUGAAGGCCAAGGACCUGCAGCGGUGCGAGCUGCUGGCCAAGUCGCGCCAGCUGGAGGACGAGAAGAAGCAGCUGACGCUGACGCGGGUGGAGCUGCUGACCUUCCAGGAGCGGUACUACAAGAUGAAGGAGGAGCGCGACAGCUACAACGACGAGCUGGUCAAGGUGAAGGACGACAACUACAACCUGGCCAUGCGCUACGCCCAGCUCAGCGAGGAGAAGAACAUGGCGGUCAUGAGGAGCCGAGACCUCCAACUCGAGAUCGACCAGCUCAAGCACCGGUUGAAUAAGAUGGAGGAGGAGUGUAAGCUGGAAAGGAACCAGUCGCUGAAACUGAAGAACGACAUUGAGAAUCGGCCCAAGAGGGAGCAGGUCCUGGAACUGGAGCGGGAGAACGAGAUGCUGAAGACCAAAAUCCAAGAGCUGCAGUCCAUCAUCCAGGCCGGGAAGCGCAGCCUGCCCGACUCGGACAAGGCCAUCCUGGACAUCCUGGAGCACGACCGCAAGGAGGCUCUGGAGGACCGGCAGGAGCUCGUCAACAAGAUCUACAACCUGCAGGAGGAGGUCCGCCAGGCAGAGGAGCUGCGGGACAAGUACCUGGAGGAAAAGGAGGACCUGGAGCUGAAGUGCUCGACGCUGAGCAAGGACUGCGAGAUGUACAAGCACCGCAUGAGCACCGUCAUGCUGCAGCUGGAGGAGGUGGAGCGCGAGCGGGACCAGGCCUUCCAUUCCCGGGACGAAGCGCAGACCCAGUACUCGCAGUGCUUGAUCGAGAAGGACAAGUACAGGAAGCAAAUCCGAGAGCUGGAGGAGAGGAAUGACGAGAUGAGAAUCGAGAUGGUCCGGCGGGAGGCCUGCAUCGUCAACCUGGAGAGCAAGCUUCGGCGCCUGUCCAAGGACAGCGGCAGCCUCGACCAGAGUCUGCCCAGGAACCUGCCAGUGGCCAUCAUCUCUCAGAACUUCGGGGACGCCAGCCCCAGGACCAACGGUCAGGAAGCCGACGACUCGUCAACCUCAGAGGAGUCACCAGAAGACAGCAGAUACUUCCUGCCCUGUCACCCCCCCAAGCGCAGGAUGAAUCUGAAGGGCAUCCAGCUGCAGAGAGCUAAAUCCCCCAUCAGCCUGAAGCGAGCCUCAGAUUUCCAAGGGCGAGGCCAAGAGGAAGAAGGCACUGACGCGAGCCCCAGCUCCUCCAGAUCCCUGCCCAUCACCACCUCGUUCUCCAAGAUGCACCCCCAUCGGAGCCGCUCCAGCAUCAUGUCGAUCACCGCUGAGCCCCCCGGAAACGACUCUAUUGUCAGGCGCUAUAAGGAAGACGCGCCUCACCGGAGCACCGUGGAAGACGACAACGAGAGUGGCGGGUUCGACGCCUUGGACUUUGAUGACGACAGUCACGAGCACUGCUCCUACGGCCCCUCGUCCGUCCACUCCUCUUCCUCCUCCCACCAGUCCGAGGGCCUGGACGCCUACGACCUCGAGCAAGUCAACCUCAUGUUUAGGAAGUUCUCUCUAGAAAGACCCUUCCGGCCGUCGGUCACGUCGGUGGGGCACGUGCGGGGCUCCGGGCCCUCCACGCAGCACGCCAUGCUGAACGGCGACAGCCUCGCCUCACAGCUCACCCUGCUCGGGGGCAACGCCCGGGGGAGCUUCAUCCACGCGGUCAAGCCGGGCUCCCCGGCCGAGAAGGCGGGCCUCCACGAGGGCCACCAGCUGCUGGGGCUGGAAGGCUACAUCAAAGGGGAGAGGCAGAGCGUCCCCUUGGAAACGUGCACGAAGGAGGAGGUGCACUGGACCAUCCAGAGGUGCAGUGGCCCCGUCACACUGCACUACAAAGUCAACCAGGAAGGGUACCGGAAGCUGCUGAAGGACAUGGAGGAGGGCCUGGUCACGUCCGGGGACUCGUUCUACGUCCGGCUGAACCUGAACAUCUCCAGCCAGCUGGACGCCUGCACCAUGUCGCUCAAGUGCGACGACAUCGUGCACGUCCGGGACACCAUGUACCAGGACAGGCACGAGUGGCUGUGCGCGAGGGUCGACCCUUUCACGGACCAUGACCUCGACGUGGGCACCAUACCCAGCUACAGCCGAGCCCAGCAGCUCCUCCUGGUCAAGCUGCAGCGCCUGAUGCACAGGGGCAGCCGAGAGGAGGCGGACCCCACGCACCACACCCUGAGGGCGCUCCGGAACACGCUGCAGCCUGAAGAGCCGGUUUCCACCAGUGACCCCCGGGUCAGUCCCCGCCUCUCUCGGGCAAGUUUCCUUUUCGGCCAACUCCUCCAGUUCGUCAGCAGGUCCGAGAACAAGUACAAAAGGAUGAACAGCAACGAGCGGGUCCGCAUCGUCUCAGGGAGCCCGCUGGGGAGCCUGGCCCGGUCGUCGCUGGAUGCCAGCAGGCCCUCGACUGAGAAGCAGGAAGAGCUGGACCCCGAGAGCGAGCUCGGCAAGAACCUCAGCCUGAUCCCCUACAGCCUGGUGCGUGCCUUCUACUGUGAGCGCCGCCGGCCCGUCCUCUUCACGCCCACCGUGCUGGCCAAGGCGCUGGUCCAGAAGCUGCUCAACUCUGGAGGCGCCAUGGAGCUCACCAUGUGCAAGCCGGAUGUUGUCACCAGAGACGAGUUCCUCAGGAAGCAGAAGACGGAGACCAUCAUCUACUCGCGAGAGAAGAACCCCAACACUUUCGAAUGCAUCGUUCCUGCCAACAUAGAAGCUGUGGCCGCCAAGGACAAGCACUGCCUGCUGGAGGCCGGGAUCAGCUGCACCAGAGACUUGAUCAAGUCCAGGAUCUACCCCAUCGUGCUCUUCAUCCGGGUGUCGGAGAAGAACAUCAAGAGGUUCCGGAAGAUGCUGUCCCGGCCCGAGACGGAGGACGAGUUCCUGCGGCUGUGCCGGCUGAAGGAGAAGGAGGUGGAGGCCUUGCCCUGCCUGUACGCCACGGUGGAGGCCGACAUGUGGGGCAGCGUGGAGGAGCUGCUCCGCGUCCUCAAGGACAAGAUCAGCGAAGAGCAGCGCAAGACCGUCUGGGUGGACGAGGACCAGCUGUGAGGCGGGGCCCGGGGCCCAGGCGGCUCGGAGGGGCUUGCGGCCCCCCGGCGGGCGGUGCCGUGGGCGCGAGGGGGCCCCGUCCACCCGGUCACGCGGGCCCCGGGGAGCUGAGGGGACGGACCCGGACCCGUCGACUGGGAACGGGGCCGCCCCGGCCGCACGGUCGUCGCGACGCCAGGCCGGAGGCCAGCGGCCCCUCGGGAGCCGAACAGCCGAUGAAUGUAACGCACGAGCAGGUGUGCCAGCCGCGGGGCGGCGACCCUGAACGCGGGGGCGCGCCCGCCGGCCCUCGGGACACAGCACGUACACGUUCCCGGGCAGGACGGCCGCAGCGGAAGGGGAAGCCCGCCGCGCGGCGACUUUUCUCUUUUCUCGCAUUAAAAUGUCUCCGUUUCCUCGUC